Messenger RNA from Gossypium raimondii (Peruvian cotton), 1515 nucleotides. Its product is annotated as alcohol acyltransferase 9. Gene Ontology annotation, molecular function: acyltransferase activity, transferring groups other than amino-acyl groups. The record is from RefSeq and is a predicted model, not a curated record. The coding region runs from base 96 to 1424 and encodes 442 amino acids. NCBI's taxonomy places the organism in Eukaryota, Viridiplantae, Streptophyta, Magnoliopsida, Malvales, Malvaceae. The transcript has a single exon.
AUUUAAUUUUCAAAUAUUUUAUUUAUUUUCUCUCUUUCUAUUAAAUAAACCCCUUAGAGCUCUCAAUCUCCCUUGUGACCAAACAGAAAAAGAAAAUGGGAUCAUCAUCGGUUCAUGUAAAUGAAGCUACAAUUGUAACUCCAUCUGAGCCAACACCUACUGGAGUUCUCUCUCUCUCAGCUCUUGACUCUCAGCUUUUUCUACGUUUCACCAUUGAAUACCUUCUCGUCUAUAAGCCUCACCCUGCUUCUGACCCACGCGCCACCACCGCUCGCCUCAAGGCUGCUCUAGCCAAAGCCCUGGUUCCCUAUUACCCACUGGCGGGUCGAGUCAGGGCCAGCUCUGCUGAUGCUUCCACCGGUCUCGAGGUUGUUUGCCGAGCCCAGGGUGCUUUGUUCAUCGAAGCUGUCUCCGAUCUUAACGUUCACGAAUUCGACAACGCUCCACGCUUCGUCACGCAAUGGAGGAAGCUCUUGUCCUUCCACGUCGCCGAUGUCUUGAAAGGGGCCCCACCACUUGUCGUCCAGCUGACCUGGCUAAAAGACGGCAAUGCUGCCCUUGGUGUUGGCUUUAAUCAUUGUCUUUGCGACGGUAUAGGCAGUGCUGAGUUUCUCAACUCCUUCGCUGACUUUGCUUCCACGAGUCAAUCCAAGUUCCCUCCCAACCCCAUUUGGGAUCGCCACCUGCUAAACCCACCACCUUUUAAGCCAUCAACAGAUAACAAUAACAACUCAUCGAGUCACCCCGAAUUCAACCGAGUUCCAGACCUUUGUGGGUUCAUGUCUCGUUUCUCCAACGAAAGACUCGUCCCCACCUCAUUCAUUUUCGAUAAAACGAGUCUCAACGAGUUGAAAAAGAUAGUUUUUUCCACAAGCAGAGUCGGGGAGUCAAAUUAUACGUCAUUCGAAGUUCUCUCAGCGCAUAUAUGGAGGAGUUGGGCUAGAGCUUUAAACUUGCCUUCAAAUCAAAUUUUAAAGCUUCUAUUCAGCAUCAACGUUAGGGAGCGAGUGAAGCCGAGUCUGCCCAGUGGGUAUUACGGAAACGCGUUCGUAUUAGGGUGCGCGCAAACCAGCGUGAAAGACUUGACAGAGAAGGGGUUAGGGUACGCGGCAAUGCUGGUGAAGAGAGCGAAAGAGCGAGUGGAUGGGGAGUACGUUAAAUCGGUGGUGGAAUCAGUGAGUCAGGAGGGGGCGAGCCCGGACUCGGUAGGGGUAUUGGUACUGUCGCAAUGGUCAAGGCUGGGACUCGAGAAGGUUGAGCUGGGAGGGAUGGGGAAGCCAAUUCAUGUGGGACCCAUUUGCUGUGAUCGGUAUUGUCUGCUUUUGCCGGUUUUUAAUCAGACGGAUGCCGUGAAAGCGAUGGUGGCGGUCCCCACAACUGCCGCCCAGAGAUAUGAAGAUCUGCUCAGGAGUUUCAGCUCUUGAGGACCGCACUGGAUCUUGGCCCAUUCAUUGACUUUUUGUGUAACUAUUAACUUUUGACUUUUUUCAAAAAAAUUUCCUUGCCUUCUUUCAA